GGGAGGUAUGAUAUUCUUUUGGGUAGCUCCACGUUCGUUGAAGGGGUACAUGGCAUGUCAACCACACUUGACGGUGAUCGAGUCUGAGGAGGAAAGUUGAGUCACGUGGUAGCUCAGAGGAUCCGGGCCGCAUUGUGGAGUACCAGUAAGUCGAUGUUCUCAACGUCACACGCAGGAUCUUCAAGUUGCCAUUGUAAAGGCUAGCACUCCUAGUUAUGGCUCGUACCUCGUCGUUGCUGGUGUCGGCGACUCCAAGUGUCAUCGCACCAGCAGACGUUACCAUCGGCCAUGUGCAACUUCGAGAUUUAAUCAUAUGUCCACGCGAGGCUGGCAUCGUCAAUUAUGUUCAUAAGAACUCCAUUAUGGAGCAUGACCUUCAUGCUCCAGACCUGCCGAUCUCACAUUUAUCCCAAACACUCUUUUCUUCGCUAAACCUUUCUGAUUCCCCGCACACACUUCUCGCAGCAGGUGGUCAGGACACCGAGAUCCACCUCUCGCUUCACAGUCCAUCACGUACCCGUGCGCUCUGGCAGUUCUCCCGCAGGCUCAAUGGAAGCAUCAACAAUUCCGUCCUCCUUGCACGCGCAUUCAAUAGUUCUCACGAACCACGGCUCGUCGUAAGUAAUAAUGACUGGACAGUUCGCCUCUACGACGUACCCCUCCGAGUCCGUUGGGCACAGGACCUUAGGUGCUGUGGGACCCUCACACUCGAAGAGCCUGUGAAUCAUUCCUCUAUCUCGCCCGACGGACGCACCUUACUCUCAGUCGGAGACUCUCCUCGGAUCUACCUUCACUCCCUUUCAGGCAACGAUCAGCUUACCUUCAAUCGCGUCACAACAUUAGAGAUCCCGUCCGCCAUCUCCAUCCAUCCUAACUCUCUCGUAGCGUCCUUUAGCACCGCAUGGAGCGCCGACGGCCUUAAGUUCGCUGUUGCUUGUCAAGAAGGAGUCAUCGCGAUCUGGGACGUGCGGAGCACAAAGCCGUUAAAGGUGCUGCAUACGAGUCGUGAGAGGGGCGGUGGUGACAGCGAGUGGAUGAGUGAUGACCCGUGGGACUGGACACGCAGAACCUCACGUGCGCCAGGAUGGGGCGCGCGAAGCGUCAAGUUCGGGUGCGGCGGAGUUGGCGGGCGGACAGGACACGAGGUGAUGACGUAUACUGAGCACACUAACCUCCUGCACGUUCUCGACGCUCGAACAUUCGAAACUGAAGAAAUCAUCCGAGUGCCCAACAUCUCUUGCAGCCAAACUCCUCCUGCUCAUACACCCGCCCCUCCCGCACUUAGACAUUCAGGAGGCCGACUGAGUGCACGUGCCGCACGCCGCGAUGAUAGCAUGAUGUCAGAUCGGAUAGGUGGCAGUGAUGAGGGCGAUACCAUGGACCUUGAUGAGCUCGAGGUGGACUGCUUGUCACGUGGGGGCUCGCCACCUCCAAUGAACUCGUACCGCCCCUCAAGCCCGUAUCGGCCCGUCAGCCCAUCGCCUCUCUCUUCCCAAACAUACCGUCCCGCAAGUCCGCCGUAUCGCCCUGCAACCCCUCCGUACCACCCCAUGAUACCUUCAUUCCACCCCUAUCGGCGCACUCCGCGACGAACGCAUGGGGAGGAAGGAGAAGUCGAACGUGCAGGAACGGUGGCAGAGCAUGAAGAUGUGGAUAUUGCAGGGACGUGCUUCGACCCGACAGGAGGUUUCCUGUAUGUUGCGUCGACGGCUGGUGUUGCUGAGUGGGCCGUGCGCGGUUCAGAAAAACGUUGGUGGGGGAGUGGACAGUGGGCUUAGGGCCCCGUUUGUGCCUCCCCUCAUAUGUUUCAAUGCACACGUAUGUCUUUUCACGAUUUUCGGACGUGUUACAAAUACUUUUCUGCGGGGCUGACCAUAUGUACUCUUGUACUCAAGCGGUUUGAUCUACUGCUCUGUUUUGGUUUCUCACUGGUCAUAUUGUCGUCUUACUAUCCCUUCUUCGUUAUCGUCUUCUCAUGCUCACUUUCUCACAUCGUGCUUUCUCAUGUCUGACCGUGCUCAUCUCAUGUACCGUACUAGUUGCAUUUCUAUAUUCCGUUUCUGAUGUUUGUAUACGUACACACUCACGAACUUGAUACCAACCACGCUAGUGAAUUUAUGAUGUAUCCAUUUC
This is a messenger RNA of Suillus subalutaceus, 2133 nucleotides long. RefSeq names its product WD40-repeat-containing domain protein. The record is from RefSeq and is a predicted model, not a curated record. Gene Ontology annotation, molecular function: protein binding. The coding region runs from base 216 to 1778 and encodes 520 amino acids. The transcript is spliced from 6 exons. Lineage: Eukaryota; Fungi; Basidiomycota; Agaricomycetes; Boletales; Suillaceae.